AUGAGCACCAUCAUCACCACCAGCAGCACUCGCCACCACCACCACCACCGCCAGCAGCACCAUAAUCACCACCAGCAGCAGUACUUGCCAGCACCACCACCACCGCCAGCAGCACUCGCCACCACCACCGCCACCACCGCCAGCAGCACCAUCAUCACCACCAGCAGCACUCGCCACCACCAACACCACCCAGCACCAUCAUCAACACUACCAGCAGCACUCGCCAGCACCACCGCCAGCAGCACCAUCAUCACCACCAGCAGCAGCACUUGCCAGCACCACCAUCACCGCCACCACCGCCAGCAGCACCAUCAUCAACACUACCAGCAGCACUCGCAAGCACCACCGCCAGCAGCACCAUCAUCACCACCAGCAGCAGCACUCGCCAGCACCACCGCCAGCAGCACCAUCAUCACCACCAGCAGCACUCGCCAGCACCACCGCCAGCAGCAUCAUCACCACAAGCAGCAGGACUUGCCAGCACCACCACCACCGCCAGCAGCACCAUCAUCACCACAAGCAGCAGGACUUGCCAGCACCACCGCCAGCAGCACCAUCAUCACCACCAGCAGCACUCGCCAGCACCACCGCCAGCAGCACCAUCAUCACCACAAGCAGCAGGACUUGCCAGCACCACCACCACCGCCAGCAGCACCAUCAUCACCACCAGCAGCACUCGCCAGCACCACCAUCACCGCCAGCAGCACCAUCAUCACCACAAGCAGCAGCACUCGCCAUCACCACAACUACCACCACCACCAGCACUAG
This is a messenger RNA of Haliotis rufescens (red abalone), 768 nucleotides long. Its product is annotated as protein roadkill-like. The coding region runs from base 1 to 768 and encodes 255 amino acids. The transcript is spliced from 3 exons. The record is from RefSeq and is a predicted model, not a curated record. NCBI's taxonomy places the organism in Eukaryota, Metazoa, Mollusca, Gastropoda, Lepetellida, Haliotidae.